UGAAGAUACUGAGGAACACACAGACCUCAUGCUGCUAAAAGAGGAGUGCAUAGUACCGAAUGAAACGGAAGAGAAAGAACAAUACGAGACUCAUCAUGAUUUUAAAACCGGAGAAGAAUCUUUCAGUUGGCCACAGAUUAAAGAGACUUUCUCACAGAAAACAGCUCAUGAAACAGGAACUACAAGUUAUUUCACCCCUUUUCACUGUGAAAAGAGUUUUGAUGAACAUGGAAACCUUAAAGUCCACAUGAGAGUUCACACUGGAGACAAGCCUUACACCUGUCCGGAGUGUGGAAAGAGUUUUGAUCAUAAUAGAAACCUUAAAGUGCACAUGAGAAUUCACACUGGAGAGAAACCAUAUUCCUGUCUUCAGUGUGGAAAGAGUUUCUAUAAUCAGGGAAACCUUAAAGUGCACAUGAAAAUUCACACUGGAGAGUGUCCUUUUAUCUGCCAACUGUGUGGAAUGAGCUUCAUUCAUAAAGGAUUCCUUAAUAGACACAUGAGAAUUCACACUGGAGAAAAGCAUUACGUGUGCCAUCAGUGUGGAAAAAGUUUCAAUCGAAUAGGAACUCUUAACAGGCACAUGACAAUUCACACAAGAGAAAACCUUUAUACAUGCCCUCAGUGUGGAGAGAGUUUCGAUCUACAUGAAAGCCUUAAAGCCCACAUUGGAGUUCACAUUGGAGAGAGUCCCUUCACCUGCCAACAGUGUGGAAAAAGUUUUACUCGAAAGGGAAACCUUAGCAGGCACAUGAGAAGAUUACACUGCAUUUGUUAAACAAAAACUUGAUCAACACACGAGGAUUCAUUUGAGAGAACUGUUUUAUGUCAUCAGUGUGGAAGGAGUUUCGCAGACAUGGAAAUGAAAGUGGUUAACGUUGUUUUUCAUCAGUAGUAUUAUUUGUGAUUUUAAUUUUGUGAACGGGAGUUCCUCUUUUGCCAUGUUA
This is a messenger RNA of Sinocyclocheilus anshuiensis, 947 nucleotides long. Its product is annotated as gastrula zinc finger protein XlCGF7.1-like. Gene Ontology annotation, molecular function: DNA-binding transcription factor activity, RNA polymerase II-specific; RNA polymerase II cis-regulatory region sequence-specific DNA binding. Bases 29 to 778 code for a protein of 249 amino acids. Gene Ontology annotation, biological process: regulation of transcription by RNA polymerase II. The transcript is spliced from 2 exons. Lineage: Eukaryota; Metazoa; Chordata; Actinopteri; Cypriniformes; Cyprinidae. The record is from RefSeq and is a predicted model, not a curated record.